This is a messenger RNA of Nannospalax galili (Upper Galilee mountains blind mole rat), 3901 nucleotides long. RefSeq names its product claudin 12 (gene Cldn12). Gene Ontology annotation, cellular component: plasma membrane. The record is from RefSeq and is a predicted model, not a curated record. Lineage: Eukaryota; Metazoa; Chordata; Mammalia; Rodentia; Spalacidae. The transcript is spliced from 4 exons. Bases 657 to 1391 code for a protein of 244 amino acids.
CGGGUGCGAGGCGCUAGCGGCAGGAUGAUAUUUUCGAAUCACCCCCUGAUGCUGGUUGUGUAAUGCUGACCUGCUCCCGGGUCGAGCCCACUCCAGCGGGGAUAGCUCGCUUUGCGGCUGCGCUUGCGCUCUCUUCCCAUUGGCUGUCUCCAGCCGCCCCCCUCCUUCCGCGCUUGCCCUCCCCCCGCCCCGGGUUCUUCUGAGGACGCACGCGCGGGGGUUGAGCGGGGGUGAGUUUCUGCGUGGAGAGCCCCUCCUCCUGGCCUGUGAAGGGUCUCGUAGCGCCUCCGAGAACCGCCGCACUACGUGACCUCACUUCAGCAUUCGAUUGCGUGGUGUUGUAUGUAAAGGACCUCUCUGACUAUUCUACUUGGCCCAGAUCAUCUCACUUUGUGUUUAGAUGUACACGUGUCUUUAAUAAGUUGACUAAGCUAUUUGGGGAAGAUCAGGUACUUAAAGGGCCCCAUACAAGUUGCUCAUAAUAUAUGGGAGAGACAGAGGGUCAAAAACCAACUGGAGCUGAAUUCAGGAGCUUGGCAUCAUUAAGCAUUCCUAAUGUAAUCAUUCUCAAAUCUGCACUGUAAUAUCCAUUGCCAAACCAAACUCUUGUUGCUAAAAUUAAACAAGUCUGACACUACUGCACAAGACUGCCUGCCAUGGGCUGUCGAGAUGUCCACGCAGCCACAGUCCUCUCCUUCUUGUGUGGAAUUGCCUCCGUAGCAGGCCUUUUUGCAGGGACUCUGCUUCCCAACUGGAGAAAAUUACGACUGAUCACAUUCAACAGAAAUGAGAAGAACCUGACUGUUUACACAGGCCUGUGGGUAAAAUGUCUCCGGUAUGAUGGAAGCAGUGACUGCUUGAUGUACGACACUACUUGGUCCUCAUCAGUUGACCAGCUAGACCUGCGUGUCCUCCAGUUCGCCCUGCCCCUCAGCAUCCUGAUCGCAAUGGGUGCCUUGUUGCUCUGCCUGAUUGGAAUGUGUAACACAGCCUUCAGGUCCUCAGUGCCUAACAUCAAACUGGCCAAGUGUCUGGUCAAUAGUGCAGGCUGCCAUCUGGUGGCUGGACUGCUGUUUUUUCUGGCAGGUACUGUGAGCCUUGCUCCCUCCAUCUGGGUCUUCUUUUAUAACACUCAUCUCAACAAGAAGUUUGAGCCAGUCUUUGCAUUUGACUAUGCAGUGUACGUCACUAUUGCUAGCUCUGGGGGUCUCUUUAUGACUGCCCUUCUGCUGUUUAUUUGGUAUUGUGCAUGCAAAUCUUUGCCCUCUCCCUUCUGGCAGCCACUAUAUUCCCAUCCUCCCAAUAUGCACACUUACUCACAGCCCUAUUCAGCACGUUCCCGCCUUUCUGCCAUUGAAAUUGACAUUCCAGUAGUUUCCCAUACUACUUAACAGAGAUAGAAUUGUUAAGAACACAUCUUGUAGCCUCAUAGUCCCCUGUGUAAAGAGACUUUUUGGACCUAUAUACAUUUUCCUUUGUUCCUGAACAGUCAGUGGAGCCAAAUUUGUACAUCCUGGUAGAAUGAAAUGCUGCUAGAUUUUAUGAGUAUAUAUUGCAUUCUUCUAAAUGUGAAACAUUCCUUUUAUCUUGCUGCUUAUACUAGAAGGAUCUUUAGCCUCCUUGUUGACAUCUGAUGAAUUAUUUAGGUGAAAGGACUCAAAUUACAGUUGAGGUGAUUCAAAACAGCAUGGUAAAAGCAAUGGCUAAGAGAAGCUGUUGGGUUCAGUCCUUAGGGAUAUUUCAUAGUGUGCUGUCCUUUUUCUAUAGUAACUUCAAUGAAAAAGAAAGUCAGCUUCAAGUAUAACAAAUUUCAGUCAGAUAAGGAUAAUAGUUUAACAUUUAUCAGUACCAGCUCCAGAGCUUGAGACUGUAACUUUGUUCUCUCUUGGGGCUAAUUGAAUAGAUAUCAGUAUAUUGAAGAUUACUUUCUCUUGUGAGUUCCUUAUCUUCUACCUCAUGUCAGUGUUUAAAAGUAAGAUGCAUUUUAAAUGAUGUCAGAGUAAGGCUAAUGUUUAAAUAUAUUAGGUUAAUAUUUAACUUUGUUUGGUUUUUGUUUUCAGACAGGGUCUUGCUGUGUAGCCCUAGUUGACCUGGACCUCACUACGUAAACUAGCCUUCCCUCAAACUUCCACCAUUCUCCUAUCUCUGCCUCCUGAGUGCUGGGAUUAUAGACAUGCCCUGUUACACCUAGUGUCACCAUAAUUUUUAGUUACUGAUUACAUGACUGAAGUUAAAAUGUGCCAUGUGACAGGUUGUUGUUUCAUGUGAAGCAGAAGAACCUUUCUAAAUAACCCUCAGUCAAGUGGUACUAAUGCCCAUAUACAAGCUUAGUGGCUAAGACAGAUUAAUAAAGGGUUGUUGAAACCAAAUGGUUGGUUGUCUUUUAGACAUAAGUGGUAGGGGCAAGAGUCUGUUUUUCAGUAACAGCAGAAGAGAUUCACUUUGUCUACUGUUGGAGUAGUGGGUGGCAUAAAGGUUUGCAGCCUGACUGGUUCAUUUCCUGCCCCAUCACUGAUUAUAUAUCCUUUACCCUUCAGUUAGUACUUUAGAGAAUACACGAAAGAGAGAUGUGCUCACAUCUGUGAAGAAAUUUUAUCUAACACAGAUGAGGCUGUCAUCUAACAACCGGGGACGGUCUGAAAGUAAGAUAAUGAAUUCAGAAGGGAUGAGUUUUUAAAAUAUCUCCUCUGAUAUGUUAAUUAACUGGAUGAAACCAUGUUACUACUAAGGUAACACUAGAAAUUCAGGGAUAUUGGAUCUUAAUGACUUGAGUGCUUAUUUUAUUGGUUUAAUUUGCCACUUAUAAGCAUUAUAAAGGUUUUGUUAUAUUAACAGUUAAGAGUUUUACAAGCAGCUAGUUUUAUGAUAGAUUGUGAUGCCUUUUGCAAAUCUGAGUAUGAUUCUGAUAUUUGUAUAGAUAUAUGUAGCACUUUUCCCCUAAUUCCAACACUGUUUUAGUUAGGCAAAUCCAGUUGUAUAAUUUUUAAAUACCAUCAAUUCAAAGCAUGCCUGUCUGUGUUUUUUUAAUUACAGCUUCUGAUUUCUUUCAGCUCUGAUUCUUACUCUUCUGGGAUACAGCUGAGUCUUGAUCCUUCUAAGACAAUGGCGGCUGGAAUGUAGAGAUUAAUCUGUUUUUCCCCUUUGCUAAUUAAUUUCAGUUCCUCUCUCACUUGGUCUUAGUAUAAACAGUGAUAAAAGUAGGGCUGGAUCUGGUGGUGCAUGCCCUUAUUCCCUACACUUGGGAUGCAGAGGCAGGUGAAUCUUAAAAAUUUGAGGCCAGCCUGAUAUACAUAACAAGAGUUCUAAGUUAGAGCUUCAUAGUGAGAUGCUGUCUCAGAGAAGAAAAGUAGACUUUUUACCCAUGAAAAUGCAAGAUGAUUUUCUGAUUACAGGAUUUUAACUAUAAACUUUGAGCUUUCUUAUAAGAAUCUUUGGCUUCAUCGAUAGCCUCAAAAUAACUUCUUAGGGAUUCACUUGGGAAAAGUAACAGCUAUUUGUUUAUCUUUUUAGUGUUCCAGUUUUGGAAUGAAUAGCUAUUCUUAAAGCCCAGAUUUGGAAUAAAUAGGUAUUUUUAAGCCAUCAAAGUUUUGAAAGCAAGUAUUUUACAGUCCUUUUUAAUCACUUGAGGCCCCCUUGGGCUAGGGUAGGUAAUGGUUUUUGUUAAGAAGCCUGUUAAUGUUAAAGGCCUUUUAAGAUGCCAGCUUGGCAAGCAGUCUUACGUGUGGUAUGGUGCAGCAGCUUUGGGUUAUCCAGCAGUGGGAGAAAAUCAAUACAAGAACCUGAGUUUACUUCACUUGUAUAUAUACACUGUAAUGGAUAGUCUGUUUGCUGUCAACUGCAAGUAAAACCUCAAUACAUGUACUCUACUUCUUGAUGUUUAUUAAAAGAUGUAUUUUUACAA